Messenger RNA from Drosophila santomea, 453 nucleotides. RefSeq lists its product as uncharacterized. Lineage: Eukaryota; Metazoa; Arthropoda; Insecta; Diptera; Drosophilidae. The coding region runs from base 1 to 453 and encodes 150 amino acids. The transcript has 2 exons. The record is from RefSeq and is a predicted model, not a curated record.
AUGACCACGUCCAAUUUCUCGUUUAGAUGCCUGGGUAUAGUAAUCAGUGCUUAUUCGGUUAUUGUCGAGAAACAAUGCAUUGAUACUGUCGAUGUGAUGCGAUAUGCCAUUAUCACUGGAGAGCACUCGAUUGCUUUUAAUGACUAUGACGAGAGUCCCUAUAAGGUAUACCUUAUAGGUAGCAUAUAUAAAGGCUCAGCAAAUGCCCUUGUCAACACAGUUGAUCCCUUUAUAUUUUCUCGCUUGGUGCGCCCCAUUUGCCUGCCCCCCAUCCCUGAGUGGUAUGCCCUGUCCUCGAGCACAACUGCCUAUACGACCUCGAAUGGCAUUACGAUUACCUAUCUCAUUAAUAUCGAAGAUGACAUACGCGAGAAAAUAAAACUUAUACACGAGCACAGCAACCAAAAAGGAAAUCAAAAUACCCAUAAUUCUAAAGCUCUCAUAAGCAUUUAA